UGCCAUUGGCGGACACGAACUGAAACUCGCUGUCACUAAAGUGGACCAAGAUUAUUUAGUUUCUAUAAAGUUUAUAUAUUAAAGACAUAUACGAAUAUAUCAAAUGCUUCAACCGUUUGUGUGUGUGUGUGUGUGUGUGUGUGUGUGUGUAUAACGCUUUGGAUUGACAAUCCAAUUGAUAUUUAAUAAUCUUACAACUGUAUGUUGACAAGUCACGAUUAUUUGAUUGAGUGAUGACGCUUGGAGCAUUUUAGUAAUAGUAAUAUCGGCUUGCGAUACACUCAUAUCAUAGACGGCUAUAAUAAUGCUUUAGCCAUUUUUAAUCUACAAUGACUGUGCAACUGACCGUUUACAGUUUUUACUGCUUUUCCCUCAUUCAUUCACUCAGCAGCAGUAGACGCUCCUCUGAAAAGCUUGAGCUGCUUAAAACUGUGCAAUCACGUUAUUUAAUACCUCGAGAGGCGAUUAUGAAUCAGCAUUGUUUCUUGUGUUUUCUGUCAUAUGACUCCUGUACUGUAUUUGGACUUUAGCACCACCCACGAGUUGCGCAACUGCACGCUUUGUCUUCUGCAGCAAAAACAGAGUUGAAGUGUCGCUUUUCUUCGUGAAAAUGUCUGAGAAAGUUGUGUUGCAUUACUUCAAUGGACGAGGAAAGAUGGAGUCGAUCCGAUGGCUGCUGGCUGCAGCUGGAGUCCAGUUUGAGGAAGUGUUUUUGACCAAAAGAGAGGAGUAUGAAAAGCUGCUCAAAGAUGGAGCCCUGAUGUUCCAGCAGGUGCCUUUGGUGGAAAUCGACGGGAUGCAGCUCGUGCAGUCCAAGGCCAUCCUGAACUACAUCGCUGGAAAAUACAAUCUAUAUGGACAAGACCUUAAAGAACGGGCUAUGAUCGACAUGUAUUCAGAGGGAAUCGGUGAUCUCAUGGACUUGAUUAUAAUGUAUCCUUUCAAACCGCCUGAAAACAAACCGGCACACCUCAAUACUAUAGAGCAGAAGGCCAAAGAUCGCUUUCUUCCUGUGUUUGAAAGGGGUCUUGCGAACUCUCAGUUCCUGGUGGGAAACCAGCUGAGCCGUGCUGACGUUCAUCUUCUCGAGGUCACUCUGAUGCUGCAGGAGCUGCUCCCCACCAUUCUUUCAACCUUUCCCAAAAUCCAGGCGUUUCAAGAUAAAAUGAAGGCCUUGCCAACAAUCAGCAAGUUUCUCCAGCCUGGCAGUGCAAGGAAGCCUCCACCCGAUGAGGUGUAUGUGAAGACCGUGAUGGGGGUCUUGAGCCACCUUUUUAAGUAGGAGGCCCACAGCAAAAAGCAUUAGAUGAUGUCAGUCACUAAUUAACUUGCAAGCUUCCUUUGUGUUACAAGAUUAAAGCCGACACACUUUAACGAACAGGUUUAUUUGGAAUGUUCAAGAUACAAUUGGGUGAUUAAAAAGUGUGAACUGAACAGUA
This is a messenger RNA of Carassius gibelio (silver crucian carp), 1439 nucleotides long. Its product is annotated as glutathione S-transferase 3. The record is from RefSeq and is a predicted model, not a curated record. Gene Ontology annotation, biological process: glutathione metabolic process. Bases 611 to 1282 code for a protein of 223 amino acids. NCBI's taxonomy places the organism in Eukaryota, Metazoa, Chordata, Actinopteri, Cypriniformes, Cyprinidae. The transcript is spliced from 6 exons. Gene Ontology annotation, molecular function: glutathione transferase activity.